Messenger RNA from Cuscuta europaea, 761 nucleotides. NCBI's taxonomy places the organism in Eukaryota, Viridiplantae, Streptophyta, Magnoliopsida, Solanales, Convolvulaceae. The record is from the annotation of a GenBank genome assembly.
UUCGAAAUUCAAGGUUCCGUUCGGGCCUAUGUAGAUAAGGUUUAAAAAUCCCAAUAAUUUGAGAAUCAAAUUAUACUGCUGAUAUAUAUGUGUGUAAUGGAAAAGAAUAAUGAGAUCAAGUUGAGAGAAGCAUGUCUAUGUUAGCCCCAAAUCUCCAAAUCCCAUACAGAAAUUUCCUCCACAAAAAACAGCAAUUGUGGGGAUGCUUGAGUUCGAACAAGUCACAUGGUAUUGGGGAUAAGGAAAGAGGUAAAUGGAAGAAAGUAAAAAACAUGGAAUUGAGAAUUGGUGAUUCUUGGUCUGAUAUGUCUUCCAUGGAGAUGCAACCCAUCGAGGACUGUGAGCAGCUUGACCAGAUUUUAGCUCAGGCUAAACAUCUCUCUCAGCCCAUCAUCAUUGAUUGGAUGGCUGCUUGGUGUCGAAAAUGCAUAUACUUGAAGCCAAAACUGGAAAAAAUGGCUGCGGAAUAUGAUUCAAAGUGAAGUUACCAGUGUAUAUACACUACUACUUUUUUCCCUUAUUUGUUUAGCUUUGUACUCUCACUCGCUUUCGCUCUCGGUCUUUUUUGUGGUGCAUAGAAUCAAGUUCUACUGCGUGGAUGUAAACCGGGUGCCCAAGGCUUUAGUCAGCCGUGGAAACAUCUCUGAGUACAGGACGAAUAGACUAGCUAGUUUUAAUGACUAAUUUCUGCACUGACAACUUACUUCUCUUUUCCCAGAAAAUGCCAACUAUUCAGCUAUGGAAAGAUGGAGAAAUGAGAG